Molecule: messenger RNA, 2717 nt
Organism: Poecilia latipinna (sailfin molly)
Lineage: Eukaryota; Metazoa; Chordata; Actinopteri; Cyprinodontiformes; Poeciliidae
Gene: phactr1
Product: phosphatase and actin regulator 1
Exons: 12
Coding region: 70-1956 (628 amino acids)
Biological process (GO): cell motility; stress fiber assembly
Molecular function (GO): actin binding
Source: RefSeq, a predicted model, not a curated record
GAGGAAGCUGCAGACCGUUUGAAAUCCCUUCCCAGUCCUCUCGGCUGUUCGGGCUGCGAAGGCUUCGUGAUGCCUUUGUGGUCCCGACUCGGUUCGCAGAUUGACACUUCAUGCGCGGCGAAUCCCUGUGAUGAAACGCAAAAGCCGGGGAAGAGGAUGGGGACAUUCUGUCUGGACAAAAUGAAGCCCCGCAGGCUUUGCGGGGACCGGACUGAAGCUGCUGUAAACAACAACAUCUCUCCGUUUAUGAUCCGAUGCCAGAUCGGCAAAGAAAUCAAACAUAUCUGCAGCAACUGUAAAGGAGCCGAGCCUGUGGAUGCAGAGGAAGUGGAGCGGCUGGCAUCGAUGCGCUCUGAUUCUCUGGUACCAGGAACCCACACGCCUCCCAUCCGCCGGCGGAGCAAGUUUGCCACUCUGGGACGCCUGUUUAAACCCUGGAAAUGGAGGAAGAAGAAGAGUGAGAAGUUCAAGCAGACCUCUGCAGUGUUGGAGAGGAAAAUGUCUACUCGCCAAAGCAGAGAGGAGCUCAUCAAGAAAGGACUCCUGAAGGAGGUUUAUGAGAAAGAUGGGACAUCCUCUCCAGUUCUCAGGGAGGAGGUGAAGAUGGAGAACGGUCGCUCCCCAGCGCUCAGCUCUAUCCCAUCUGAACCUGAAGGCCCUGAGCUGAUGGAAGGAGCGACAGCCGCUGUAGCCGGAUGUUUGGAGUUUCAAAUGCAAAGCGAGGGUACAUGUCAACCAGACCAGGCCCAGAACUCCAACCCGACUCCACCCGCAAAGGCCUCGGCAGCGUUUCCUGCUGACGGAUCAGAAUCCCCCCGCUCAAGACCUCCUACGUUACACAAACAACCGCCUGCUCUUCCACCCAAACCUUUCAGCAGACUCCCCAAUCACAUCACAGGUGAGCUCUUCUCCGUGCAUGAAUCGGUGUCCAUGUUUCUCUUUCUGCUACUUCCUCCUCCUCUCGCAGACGGCACCCCUGUGAAGUUGCCGUGCAUGUCAGCCAAGCUGUCUCCUCCUCUACCUCCGAAGAAGCUCCUGAUCUCCGUUCCCGCGGGGUGCUUGGAGCCCUCUCCUCUUGCCUUCCAGAAGUGCCCCGGCCCACCCAGCCACACUGGGAUGGGCGGACACUCGCUGCAGUAUGGGGCGCUGCCGGUAUCCCUGCACCCGCCCAGCAGGAUCAUAGAGGAACUCAACAAGACGCUUGCCCUCACCAUGCAGAGGUUUGAGAGUUCCAUGAUGCACACUGUUCCUGCCAUGAUGAUCGAGUGCGACGACGAUAAAGAAAAUCUCCCAAAUGAGGCAGACUACGAAGAGCUGCCUGGCAUGUACAGGGACGAGGAAGAAGAAGAAGAAGAAGAGGAGGAGGAGGAGGACGACGAUGAUGAUGAUGAAGAGGAAGAAGAUGAUGAAGAUGAGGAGGAAGAAGAUGACGAUACACUGCUUACAAGUACGCUGGCCAUGAAGGUUUUACGGAAAGACUCUCUGGCCAUCAAGCUCAGUAACCGUCCAUCAAAGAGAGAGCUGCAAGAGAAGAACAUCCUGCCGAUGCAAUCGGACCAGGAGCGUCUGGAAUACCGGCAACAAACCGCCACCAAACUGACCAGGCGGUUGAGUCAGAGGCCGACAGCAGAGGAGCUGGAACAGAGAAACAUUCUGAAACCUCGAAAUGAUCUGGAGGAGCAGGAAGAGAAAAGAGAGAUCAAGAGACAUUUAUCCAAAAAGCUCAGCAACAGGCCCACAGUGGAGGAGCUGAGGGAGGCAAAGAUCCUCAUUCGAUUCAGCGACUACGUGGAAGUCGCUGAAGCUCAGGACUAUGACAGGAGAGCAGACAAACCAUGGACUCGGUUAACAGCAGCCGAUAAGGCUGCCAUCAGAAAAGAGCUGAAUGAGUUUAAAAGCACAGAGAUGGAGGUGCACGAGUCGAGCCGCCAUCUGACCAGGUUUCAUCGGCCGUAGUCUGCACUUCUGCUGCCACAUUUUUAAGACCUUAAUCUUAAAAAAAAGUAUCCGCUGCCCUCGAACUGCUGAUCGGCAUCAACCUGUUUGAGUCAGGAAGUAGGAGCAAAAACUUUCAGAUGUUGGAGGUUUGUUGGGCUGAAAAAGAAACAAAUUCAGAACUGUUGUUUUCCCUCAAUGGGAAUUUUGAUGACUUCUUGAUAUUCAAAAGCUUUUAACUGUCAUUUUUAUGAUGAAGAGGAGGGAAUAUUUAAUUUUGCCACACUUCUGAUGUUGGGGAAUCUGUGCCAAGUUUGUGGAAGGGAACAGUGUUUCUUUUUUUAUUAUUAUUUUAUAAUCCUCUUCGUUGGCAUUUGGAGGGAACACAUUAGUCUAAAAAUUGAGCCAACUUGUCCUGAAAUCAGAAUCAAAAACCAAAUCGACUCCCAGAAAUUUUACAUUUUAACUCGCCAGAGUUCGGUAAUCUGCUGCGUCACUGUGCCUACAGUAGUGUUUACAAUAAUUUUUGAAUUGCCAAAUGACUAUUUAAAAUUGAAUACUAGUUAUUGACGCAGCUAAGUGACUGAACUGUCUGGGAUCCGCCUUUUUAAAAUCAAACAUGAGAAACCUGCCACCUUACAGCUCAAACUGCAUCCACAAAUUUGUACUUCUGGCUGUGUUACUGAGGAUUUAUUUAACUCUGCGUGUGUGUGUGUGUUUUUGUGUGUGAAUAAGAGUCAGUGUUCCUGCUGCCUCUUGUAUGUUUGAAACUGUUUUGGGAG